This is a messenger RNA of Frieseomelitta varia, 1347 nucleotides long. RefSeq names its product prohormone-1. The transcript is spliced from 3 exons. The record is from RefSeq and is a predicted model, not a curated record. Lineage: Eukaryota; Metazoa; Arthropoda; Insecta; Hymenoptera; Apidae. The coding region runs from base 387 to 656 and encodes 89 amino acids.
UCUGGCGCGGACGGACGAAUAGGACGGAUGGUGUUCCCCGCUGGGGAACGCAGAGGUUGGAAAAGCUCUCUUUGUUUUGUGCGUCGAAAUAUCGUCGAAAUCCGCGUCGGUGGGACGCGUGAUCGUCGAAAGAGCGUGGAAAGGGGUGGGUUUACCACCGCCCAACGCGUUUCCACCACCAACGCCGCCGACCCAGUCCCCGUCUCCGAUAUAAAGUGGUCGCGUGCUUGCAAGCUCAGUCACUCUGCCGCCGAAGCACCGAUCCUCGCCGCUGCUCGACAUAAUCAACCAGCCCCUCGCCAACCGUCGCCAACUACUCCUCGGAUCGCAUCUCGAAUAUCCGCAAGCUCCUUCCACGAGAUUACAGGAUACGGAGGAUACACAUCAUGUCGUCGCUGCGAGUUGCUGUAUUCAUUGCCGUGGUGCUGGUGGUGUUGAUCGACUGGUCGAUCGCCCUUCCAACCGCUGACAAGGAGAGGCUCUUGAACGAGCUGGUGGACGACGAUGGAAGCAUCGAGACUGCUCUCAUCAAUUACCUGUUCACGAAGCAAAUCGUGAAACGGCUACGGAACCAGUUGGACAUCGGGGACCUGCAGCGGAAACGCAGCUACUGGAAACAGUGCGCCUUCAACGCCGUCUCCUGCUUCGGCAAAUAAAAAUUCAGCCAGCCAGCCCGACGACCGCUCUCUUCUUCCGCUUACUUCUUUCUUUUCACCUAUCUAUCUUUCUUUUUUUCUCGCGUGUGUCCGUGUUAAUCUCUUCCAUGUCCAGUGUUUAGCUUCUAAAUAGCUUCUCGAGUCGUAGCUCGAGCAAAAACACCGUGGCUCCGUCUGCGAAACGGUUUGCACCCGCCGAUGAGUGUUUUCGAAAAAAAAAAAAAAAAGAAUCGUUGGCGACCACGUCGAAAUUCCGAUCUUGAACUGAAGAAGCGAACCGUUCGUCUCUUCCAGCAGGCUGGAAACGUACGGAUCAUCGAGUCGUUCGAAUUUCACUUGGAAGAAUGCGGCGGAUGCAAGUCGCCACGGAGAACCACAAGCAAAACACGCUGCAUUCGAUACUGACACAUUCGCGACGGGCGAAAACGUUUAUAAUUUCCAAGUCUGUAGCUGAGUACGGCAAGCAGCUCUGCUAUCUGUGAGGUAUGCGAUAUAUAAGAAAUAUUACAUCUCAGUAUGACACUUGUAGUCGUUUAAAAAAUUAAACAUUACAAAUACGUGUAGAAAAGAUAUUUUCUUUCAAUAAAAUGAAUAUGACGUAUUUACAGGUGCACGAUACUUAUCUUAACCUCUUGCGCUGGAAUGACGCACGUCGAGAAUCUUUUGUCUCAAAAUUGCAACAUUUUCUCAG